AUGAACGAAAAAUACCACCGGGCGGCUCGGGACGGUUACCUGGACCUCCUGAAAGAGGCCACGCGCAAAGAUCUGAACGCACCUGAUGAAGAUGGGAUGACGCCGACGCUUUGGGCCGCGCACCACGGCAACCUGGAUGCGCUCAGACUGGUGAUGGGAAGAGGUGGAGAUCCAGAUAAAUGUGAUAUUUGGGGAAACACCCCUCUUCACCUGGCAGCAACUAACGGACAUCUCAACUGUCUGUCAUUUCUGGUGUCGUUUGGCACCAACGUGUGGUGCUUGGACAAUGAUUACCACACGCCAUUGGACAUGGCAGCCACAAGGGGUCACAUGGACUGUGUGCGGUAUCUGGACUCUAUCGCUGCCAAACAAAUCACCAUUAAUCCAAAACUGGUGAGCAAACUAAAGGACCGCGCCUUCCAUAACGCAGAGAGACGCAUUAAGAACUGUGAAAAACUUCAGCGCAAGCACCACGAGCGCAUGGAGAAGCAUUUCCUGAGAGAAUCUCUAGCGAUGGACACGUCAGAUAUGAGUUACAGCAGUUUCAGCAACACCCUGAGUCGCAAGAUCCCUCAGUUCAACAACCUCGAUUCCAAUAUGACCUACUCACAGGCAACGCUUCAGUCCACGGCUAGAGGUAGAACCAAGAUUCAACGAUGCCUUGAGAAGAAGAAACAAGGUGAAGGAACGUUCAAGAUUUCCAGAGACGGGCGAAGGAGUGUCCACUCGCUCUCUGGUCUUCAGCUGGGCAAUGACGUCAUGUUCUUGAAGCAGGGUACUUAUGUCAGCCCACGUCAACAGUCCAGUCCACGUCUCAACAUCCGUAACAUGUUCUCGGGUAAACAGGACAUCAAUACGGAUGAAGAUGACGAUGAGAUAGACACUGUUUCCCGGGCACUCAGUGACCCGGGUCUAUAUGAUGCCGCAUACUCUGAAAUUAGUAUGGACUCGGGUCGGGACUCUCUGUUCAACCGUCCGGGUCUUGGCACCAUGGUAUUCCGUCGGAAUUAUGUGACUGACGGGCUUUCCCAAAUGAGACGGUAUGAGGGCAGCGUGGUGGGCAGUGAGCCAGUGGGACGGGCCCAGAACGUCCGAUUACGAGGGAGAUUGCCGUUACGAUCACCCAGUCUAGAUGAAGUCAGCAUUGGGAGCUCGUUGAGUCUACAGGAGAGGAACUUACAGGAAUUGCCGUGGGAGGAAGGUGACCUGGGUCUGGAGGAGGAGGAUGAUGAGCUACAGCCUUCGGCUCCUCUGGAAGUGUUUCUGGUAUCUCAAGGAUUGAGCGACUUCCUCUCCAUCUUCAACCGAGAGCAGAUGGACCUGGAAGCAUUGCUGUUGUGCUCGGAGCAGGACCUCAUUAGCAUUCACAUCCCUCUCGGGCCACGCAAAAAACUAAUGGAUGCCUGCAGCAGACGCAACCGUGUGCUGGAUGAAGCUGAUGGCAUGCAGGACACUAUGCUGUGAAUGAGUGUGUGUGGCUUUGUUUCAAAACCUAGUGAGCUGCCUUGCUGUCUACUGCCUACAUAGGCAGCUACCUUCUAAAGGCUAGGAUAUAUCUUGUGGAUGGUCGAGCACUCAGCCUUUCAAAGUUUACUCUUUUUGCUCACUAUGACUGCUUUGACGUAUUCUUUUGCGACAGUCAACGCCAGGCGCAUUGCCCAACAACGUCUACAAACGCAGACUGUCCAUAAAUUAUGCAGCCUACCUUUUUGAACAGGGGCACCCUUUAUGUAAGUGGAGCACUAUGAUACCUUAAAAUGCUGCCUAUGUAGACAACUCACUAUGUUUUGGAUUAGAGUGUGCAUGAGUGAGAGCAUAUUAUUGUUCGCCCAAUCAUGUACUGAAAUGAAAAUGACUGUAAAUGACCCUGAGAAAAAGCACAGCUACGCCCUUCUGUGGCUGGGAGGAAAACUACAGCUCUUCAAACACUCAUCCCUUUCUGCAUACACUUGAGGAUAAAUAUUCUCAUGCAGAUUCAAGGUAUGAUUCACACAAACUCUGUCUAACUGAAUAGUUUUCAGCUUGAGUUUCAACACAGACAUUGCCAUCCUAGAGUGAACAAGAAACUACAACAAGGACUGUCUGUCUUGUUGAACUGAUGCUGUAUUUUUAGGUCUUGGGUGAAGUAGUGUAAUCUUUGAUUCCACUCCAACAAUUCAGACCAACAAAUGAGAGCUUGUCACAUGACAACCCAGCUAGAAAAUGUUAUGUUAUGCAUUUAAAAGAAUGUUCCGGGAAUUGACAGCAUUUGUAGCAUAAUGUUGAUUACCACAGAAAAAUAAUUUUGACCCUCAUUUAUUUAAAAAAUGAAAAAAUUGUACACUCAAAUAUUUUAACCUAUUUUUAAGAUUGCCUUUUUUAACAUUUCAUACCAUUGACUUCCAUUGUAAAUGGCUUACUGUUAAAGGGAUAGUUUACCCUAAAAUUAAAAUUCUCUUAUCGUUUACUCACCCUCAUGGCAUCCCAGAUGUGUAUGA
Myxocyprinus asiaticus (Chinese sucker) is the source of this 2477-nucleotide messenger RNA. RefSeq names its product pre-mRNA splicing regulator USH1G-like. The transcript is spliced from 4 exons. The record is from RefSeq and is a predicted model, not a curated record. Lineage: Eukaryota; Metazoa; Chordata; Actinopteri; Cypriniformes; Catostomidae. Bases 1 to 1464 code for a protein of 487 amino acids. Gene Ontology annotation, molecular function: protein binding.